Messenger RNA from Rana temporaria (common frog), 4275 nucleotides. RefSeq lists its product as uncharacterized. The record is from RefSeq and is a predicted model, not a curated record. Bases 1 to 4275 code for a protein of 1424 amino acids. The transcript has 27 exons. Gene Ontology annotation, molecular function: protein binding. Lineage: Eukaryota; Metazoa; Chordata; Amphibia; Anura; Ranidae. Gene Ontology annotation, cellular component: extracellular matrix.
AUGAAGGCUAUGCUGUGGCUGGUGAGGCUCCAGCUGGAUGGAAAAUAUGGCAACCAAACCUGUGGACUUUGUGGAGAUCCUAUGCAGAAGAGCAUUUUUGAAAACAUGGACAUUCCUCACGCAGAGAUUGAAUAUGGAAACGCUUACAAAGUAGAAGGUCCAAAUGAGGACUGUCCAGAUGUAUUACCAUAUGAGAUGUCAUGUUCUAAUGAAAAUAACGUCAAGUGUGAAAAUGAGCUAAGUCACGAAAAAUUCAGCAGCUGCCAUGAACUAAUUGAAGUUGACCCAUUUAUUCAUGCUUGUGCAUUAGACUUAUGUCAUUCCAAGUCUUGCCCACAGAAUAUGCAAUAUGAAGAGUGUGGCUCCCCCUGCAGCAAUAGUUGCUCUGACCCUGAAAGAGAGAAUAGUUGUGAUGAGCAUUGUAUUGAAGGCUGCUUCUGCCAAGAAGGUUUAAUAUAUGAUGACAUCAGUAGCCAUGACUGUAUAAAGCCUCAGGAAUGCCCCUGUACCUAUAAUGAUAAAAUAUACAGCCCUGGAAAAUCCUAUUCUACUGCUUGUAGAAUCUGCAAAUGCUUCGAGGGGAAAUGGAACUGCACAGCAAAUCCUUGUUCAGCAACCUGCUCAGUUGAGGGAGGUGCCCAUAUUAAUACCUUUGAUCAGCUUCGUUACUCUGUGUAUGGAGACUGUCAAUAUGUCAUUGUCAAGGUAAUCAAACUUGUCUAUUACCCUAAGGACGUUAAUAGCUUCUUCGUUGCUGGAGAAAGAAGCAAGUCCAUCGUCCACGUAGAAGUUCUUCAUGACGAACUGUCUGGCUUCUUGACUAUGUCAUUCACCUUGCUGUGCUGCUCGUUUCAGGUUACAACUGCAUUGGAGCACAUAGAUAACGCCCUCAGUGUGACAACCAAUAAAAUCCCUUAUUUGGUUACAACUGCAUUGGAGCACAUAGAUAACGCCCUCAGUGUGACAACCAAUAAAAUCCCUUAUUUGAAUUCCAGUAAUCUAUACAGUGCCAAAAUACACAAAUCCAAAGACCAACCCCCUGGAAGGCCAAUAGUUAAUGGCAUUGAGUCACUAACAUCUAGAAUGGGCCAAUAUAUUGACUUCUUUAUUCAACCACCAGUACAAAAUACGCGUGCCUAUUUAAAAGACACCAAACACAUUCUACAACUCCUAGACAGUGUCCCUGUGGCAGAAGGCACCACCUUACUUGCCACAGCUGACGUUACGUCACUAUAUACCAUAGUAGGCCAUCAUGAUGCAUGCCAUGCCAUCAAGUGGCUGUUACGCAAAUAUAGCAACAUGAUGUGCAAACAACGUAAGUAUCUGACCAAAUGCUUGGAGUUCUGCCUCAAGUUUAACUAUUUCUGGCAUAACCAGAUCUACUACAAGCAGGCCAUAGGCAUAGCUAUGGGCGCCAAAUUCGCCCCUAGUAUAGCCAAUGCCUUUAUGGCCCAAUGGGAGGAAUCGGCUAUUUACGAACACAUGCCGGCAGAGCUAAUCCUGUACAAACGCUAUAUAGAUGAUGUUAUCAUUCUAUGGAAUGGCAAUAAAGCAAGUCUGGAGCAUUUUAUGGAAACCUUGAACAAAAAUGAGAAAAACAUCAAACUUGUGUGGAAAAUAGACACCAAAGAGGUGGACUUUUUGGAUUUGAAUGUAUCACUUGAAGGCAAUAGAAUCAUUACCAAAACCUACUUCAAAACGGUUGACACCAAUAGCUAUCUGUCAGUAGAAAGCUGCCAUCACAAACCUUGGCUCUACAACAUCCCGAAAGGGCAACUAGUCAGACUAAAGAGAAACUGCACCAAGGAGGAAGACUUCAACGAGCAGGCCCAAUUUAUCGGAAAAAGAUUUGAGGAUAAAGGGUAUGAUAUAUCCUGGCUAAAGGAACAAGUAAUUAAUGUACAAAAAUUGGACAGAAAACAUAUGCUGGAGAAUAAGACGGCCAACAAAGUACCGCCAAACAAUGGAGCACCAAGCCUCAUACUAGACUACAAUGUUCAGCAUAAAGAAAUCAACAAACUCAUCCAACGGCACUGGCAUGUGCUAUUGGGAGAUAAAGAUCUGCAGACAAUUCUCCCCAAGAAACCUAAUAUAAUAUAUAAACGAGCUCCUACUUUAAGAGAUUUAUUGGUCAAAUCGGAUGGCUUCAGAGGUGCUUCUAGUCCUUCCAGACUGGCCUUGUCAACCCGGUACAGCUGGUCAUGGACACCCUCUGGUAAAUGCUACUUAAAGAGGACCUUGUGUCCUAAGGACCAAUCUACCACCCUUGCCAUCUCUGGCUUUGACAGCAUGGCUAUUAAAGUCAAGGGCCCAGAUUCAGAGUCUUAUGUUGUGUGUGAACCAGCUGAACAUUACUAUAUUUUUAAUGCAAGCAAUAUUGGAAUGCAAGUCAUUAUUCAGUUAAAACCAAUAAUGCAGCUGUAUAUAGUUCUGGACCCUUCCUUUAAAAAUCAGUCUUGUGGACUUUGUGGAAAUUUUAACGGCAUCCAGAGGGAUGACAUGAAAACUAUAAGUGGAGUGAUUGAGGGCACAGCACCAGCUUUUGUUAAUACGUGGAAAGUAUCCGCCUUGUGUCGAAAUAUUGAUUAUGUCUUCGAAGACUCAUGUGCUAUUAAUGUGGAGAGUUCUGAGUACGCAAAGUUUUGGUGUGAACAAAUUUCUGAUCCAAAUGGGGAUUUCAGCCCAUGUCAUGGUGCAGUGGAACCACUAGCAUAUAAGCAGAAGCUUCAUACUAACCUUUUGAAAUGUAUACAACAAUAUCGAGCCCUUCCCACUAAAUCAAGCGCUUGUGAGAACUGUAUCGCGGACACCUGCAGUUGUGCAAAGCUAGAAGACUGUAUGUGUGCUGCAAUUUUAUCAUAUGUUAAGAUUUGUGCUGCAAAAGGAGUUUUUCUAAGCAAUUGGAAGCUCUCUCCAUGUGCAUGUGUACCACCAAUGGUAUUUGCUAAUUGCAGUACUUCAAAUACUGGAGCAGAAUGUGCUAAAAGUUGUCAAACUCUGGACAUGCAGUGUUAUUUAACUAGAUGUGUCCCAGGGUGCGUUUGUCCACCUGGGCUGGUGUCUUAUGAGAAAGGAGGAUGCAUUCCUGAAGAUCAAUGCCCAUGUUAUCACAACACAGCUGCAUAUAAAUCUGGAGAAGAGAUUCAAAUCAGAUGCAACACUUGUGUUUGCAAAAAUCGGCAAUGGAAAUGUACAACACGCACUUGUCUGGCAACAUGUAUUGUGUAUGGAAAUGGACAUUACAUCACAUUUGAUGGCAAACGAUAUAUCUUUAACGGUGAAUGCCAAUAUACUCUUGCACAGGACCAAUGCUCCCUGAGUAAAAACACCAGCACUGUCAGGAUCGUCACACAAAAUGUCCCUUGUGGUAACAUGGGUGCAACCUGCUCUAAAUCUAUUAAGGUUUUCCUGGAGGAUUAUGAACUUAUCCUUGUUGAUGAUCAUCUUAACGUAGCACAAAGUGGUACAGACUCUGAAGUUCCAUACAGAGUGCGAUUAAUGGGCAUCUACUUAGUUAUUGAGACCAAAAAAGGCUUGCUGAUUUUCUGGGACAAGAAAUCUAGCAUUUUUAUUAAAGUUACUAGCGAAUACAAAGGGACACUUUGUGGGUUAUGCGGAACCUACGAUGAAAAUCGAAAUAAUGAUUUUACUACACGCAACAAUGCUGUUGUUGCAAAUACAGAAGAGUUUGCAAACAGUUGGAGGUUGUCCCCGACUUGUGCUGUAGGCACAGUCUACCGAGAUGCUUGCUCACUAAAUCCAUACAGAAAUGCUUGGGCAAAUAAAAAAUGCAGCAUCAUAAACAGUGAGGUCUUCUCAACUUGCCACACUCACGUUGAUCCGUCAAAUUAUUUUCAUGCAUGUGUCUCAGACUCAUGUGCUUGUAACACUGGAGGGGACUGUGAGUGCUUUUGCACAGCUGUUGCUGCCUAUGCCCAAGCAUGUGGAGAAUACAAUAUAUGUGUUCCCUGGAGAAGUCCAUCUAUCUGCCCUCUCUUUUGUGAUUACUACAACUCCAAAAGUGGUCAGGACUGCGAGUGGCAUUAUAGGCCAUGUGGUGCUCCCUGCCUGAAGACUUGCAGGAACCCAAUGGGGACAUGUUAUUAUGAAAUACGAGGUUUAGAAGGUUGUUACCCAGAAUGCCCAAAGGACAGACCAUAUUUUGAUGAGGAUGAAAUGAAAUGUGUUGCAGCAUGUGGCUGCUAUGAUAAAGACAGAAAACACUACCAUUUAGGAGCCUAUGUUCCUAGUAGGAAAAACUGUGAUUAUUGGUAA